AUAUGCGCGCAUGUUUAGAUGUCACGUGAUUUCAUGAUGAUGUCACCCAUGGUAAACAGACACCAACAAUAUCAAUCACUGACUAGUUGAUGCCAUUUCGUAAACCACGGACGCAAUGGACGAGCCAGCGUCAGAGAACGAGCCCCUUCUUCCCGUGACGAGAGUCUCACAGCAACAGGGCAGCAAGUUGGGCACCUUCUUCGGCGUCUUCAUUCCCUGCGUUCUCUCCAUCUUUAGCGUCAUUCUCUUCUUCCGCAUGGGCUACAUCGUCGGUCAGAGCGGUCUACUACUCGCGAUCACCAUGUUCGUCCUCGCCUACGUCAUCAUCUGCCUUACCGUCCUCUCAAUUUCGGCCAUUUCGACCAACGGUGCCAUCAAGGGUGGAGGUGCUUACUUCAUGAUUAGCCGCACCCUUGGGCCGGAGUUUGGCGGUUCCGUCGGCCUCAUAUUCUACUUUGCUAACGUAUUCGGCGCGUCUCUUUACGUUCUUGGCGUCGUGGAAGCGAUUAUAGCGAAUUUUGGUUUGGGAGGUGCGUUGACUGAUUCACUACCGGUCAGUGAUGGAUAUCAAUAUCUCUACGGGACAGUUGUUCUUCUCGUUUGUCUUGCUAUCUGUUUGAUUGGUGCGAAUAUGUUUGCUAAGACAACGUUUCUUAUUUUCAUUGUCGUUACGGCCGUGACCGGUGUCGUCAUUCUCAGUUUCUUCCUGGAAGGGACGAAGCAGAUCAGCCUGCCUUAUGCGGUGAGAAACAAUACCGGGAACCAUUCCAAUACCGCUCUCUACACGGGGCUGAACUUGACAACUUUUAGGAACAACCUCCUGCCACAGUUUGGGAGGGACUAUACCACUGGUUCUAUGGCUGAUUUUGCUGUCGUUUUUGGGGUGUUGUUCAAUGGAUGUACUGGUGUCAUGGCUGGGGCAAAUUUGUCUGGUGAUCUAGCAAAGCCCAGUCGUGCCAUCCCCCUAGGAACCAUCCUGGCAUGUUUGUAUACAUUUAUUAUUUAUAUUGGAAUCAGUCUGUUGCUUGCAGCCAGUUGCCCUGGAUACUUAUUAAAGCACCAAUUCAAUGUGCUCCAACUGAUUGAUCUCUGGCCGCCUCUUGUCGCUGUGGGUAUUUUGACUGUGACUCUGUCGGCUGCGUUGAGUGCUCUAAUUGGUGCUUCAAGAAUUCUUCAUGCUCUUGCCCAGGAUGAGAUCUUCGGUCCAUUGCUUCGUCCAUUUAAGAUUGUGAAUCGUUGGCAAAACCCGUUCGUGGCAGUCAUACUAUCAUGGAUCUUUGUGCAAAUCAUCAUUGCCACAGGAGAGCUGAAUAAACUGGCACCCAUUUCGACUGUAUUCUUCCUCUUGUCAUACACGGCUGUGAAUUUAGCGGCUCUUGCACUCGAGCUUGCCGCAGCACCCAACUUCCGACCGACAUUUAAGUACUACUCAUGGAUCACUUCACUCAGUGGUGUGUGUGGCUCGUUUGCAAUGAUGUUCUUUGUCAACCAGAUGUAUGCUGCAAUUGUUGUUGGUCUAAUGAUUCUCCUCUUUAUCUUUGUCUACUUCUAUUCUGGAGAGCGUUCGUGGGGCUACAUCUCCCAAGCUCUCAUCUUCCAUCAAGUCAGGAAGUACCUUCUAAUGCUAGAUCCACGGAAAGAUCACGUCAAGUUCUGGCGGCCUCAGAUCCUGCUGCUUGUCAACAACCCACGUUCCUGCACACAGUUGAUCCAAUUUGUCAACGAUAUGAAAAAAGGGGGACUCUAUGUUAUCGGCAAUGUGAUUGUGGGGGAUAUAGAAACCGGUGCUGGACACUACCGAGAGCAGCGCAUGGCUUCAUGGAAAUCAUUAGUUGAGCGUGCAAAAGUCAAAGCUUUCACUGAAAUCACAGUUGCAAGCAGUGUUCGUCUCGGAGUUCAAAACCUGGCAAUGAUAUCCGGCCUAGGUGGAAUGAAACCCACCACAGUAAUGCUUGGCUUUUAUGAUGCGGCAUCACCUAAAGACUUAAUCGACGAUCUGCUUCCUCCUAAUAAGAAGAAGCAGCAGGCAACCUUGUUAAGUCAAUCUUUCCCUGCCUUACGAAGUGCCCACGAACGCAGCUUGUCUGCAGACGAGUACGUGGCUAUUAUUGACGACUGCCUAAACCGGUUAAAGAAGAACGUAGUACUGGCGAGAAAUUUCACAUCCUUCGAUCGACAGUCCUUGUCAAAGACUAACAUAUCGUAUAUCGACAUAUGGCCUGUCAAUCCAGUGGAAUACUUAAGUAAACCUAUUGAUCACAGCGACACAACAGUCGAUAACAUGUUGCAGAUCGGCUGUGUCCUACACAUGGUACAAUUGUGGAAAAAGACGACAGAAAUCCGAGUCUUCACUGUCGGCACAAACCGUGAAUCAGCCGAAAGAGAACGUAUAGAAAUGAAACAGAAGCUCCUAGAUAUCCGAGUGCCAGCCAGCGUCCACGCUGUUGUGCCAUCCAUGCCCGGUGCCGCUCAAUACUUAGCGCUCGGAAGUCAGACACUUGACGAUCCAUUGCAGUACAUUUGCCCUCUCAACGAGUCAAUGAAGAAGUACUCUGGCAGUCCACAGACUAAAGUAGUGAUUACAUAUCUGUGGCAUACUCCUGAGGAUCCAAGGCUCAACAGACUCUAUCUAGGACGUCUAGAGGCUUUCACGGCCGGUCUGCCACCAACACUGCUGGUCAGAGGGCUAGAAAAGGUCACAAUGAAGUCGCAAUAGAUGAAUCGGGAAUUAAUACUAUUUGCAAGAGAAUAGAAAGUGGUAGAU
Corticium candelabrum is the source of this 2764-nucleotide messenger RNA. RefSeq names its product solute carrier family 12 member 9-like. Gene Ontology annotation, cellular component: membrane. Gene Ontology annotation, molecular function: potassium:chloride symporter activity. Lineage: Eukaryota; Metazoa; Porifera; Homoscleromorpha; Homosclerophorida; Plakinidae. Gene Ontology annotation, biological process: chloride ion homeostasis; chloride transmembrane transport; potassium ion homeostasis. The transcript has a single exon. The record is from RefSeq and is a predicted model, not a curated record. The coding region runs from base 116 to 2716 and encodes 866 amino acids.